Messenger RNA from Protopolystoma xenopodis, 1614 nucleotides. NCBI's taxonomy places the organism in Eukaryota, Metazoa, Platyhelminthes, Monogenea, Polystomatidea, Polystomatidae. The record is from the annotation of a GenBank genome assembly.
CUGCUGCAUCGUUACUAUGGCCAGGCGACGCGUCAGUUCGUCGUUCUGUAUGUGAACAGGACACGUUCGGAACACUAUCUGCCCCUUGGCUUGGUCGACCCUCCAUCGAGUCCCGCCCCCGCCCCCGCCUCCGCCAACACCCUCACCAACUGUUGGUCGCCUUUUGCGAGCCCGCAAGCCGGACACGACAACCCAGUCGCCUCCUCGGGCUUUGCUUGCGUCCGACUGACCAGCUCGUUUCCAUUCCUCUCGACGGGCGCCCUGUCGCUGGGCCAGCUCACCGUAGCUCGUCUCCGACGCAACGCCUCCACAGCUACCGGCCCCAGCGACCAAAACAGCCCCGCACUCGCGGCCAACAUCGGCGCCAGCAUUGGUUGGAAGAGUAGUACUGACAACGGCUCCGAGAUCGGCUCCACGAGUGGUACCGACAACGUCAACAGCCACAGACUCUCGUCUGAGGAGAGUGGCGCUGGUGGUGGUGCGGUCGUCUCGGAGGCGGAUUUGCGUGUCUGCAGAACUCUGUCCCAUCCGGGCUUUCCGCAAUCUCCGGCCACCAGAGACAAGCAGGCCGAUGAGUCCUGUCCCGUCGGUCUGUUGUCACGACGACGCUGCUGGUUGUCCGGCCAGUCUGGCUCGAAGUGGCAGUGGCACUUGCCGAGCCUUCGACGCAGCUGCAGCAGCCUCGGUCAGUCGGGCACCAGACCGGCCAGGGAUGGUCCGGCCGACGGUCUGGAGGGACGUGUACCUGCCGAAGAGGAGGAGGAGGAGGAGGAGGAGGAGGAGGGUGAAGACGACGUCUUUACGGAGCCACGAUGGGCGCUGGAUGCUCCUGGUUCGAGUCGCGGUCGGGAGGAGGAUGAGCAAACGCUGUAUGCCCGUCGGGGGCUGAAGAUCGCUCCGCUGUCCGCACGACCGUCGACUCCGCGACUAGCCGGUCGCCUCAGACACCGGCGUUCGGCGCCAGCCUGUUGCCGACUCAACGCGCCCGUCGUCCUGGCAACCGAGUCAGAGUGGACAAGUCGGCAGGGCAGCGGCAACCGCGCAGACGGAUCAAGCCGAGAGACCGUUCGGUGCUAUUCGAGUCCCGGCUUCGAGGCGGACCGCUCGAGGGAGGCGUCGGCCGUUGCUGCUGCUUCUUCCGACACUAGCGUGCCCUCGCGACGGUUGCCGCCCGACUCGGACUCGCUUCUGGUCCGCCUGCGGCGUCGGUUGCCGCACCGCCGGUCGGGACUCGAGCUGAAGUCGCGAUGCCUGUGGCACGGGCUCUGGCCCGGCGUCGGCCGAGACGAGGCCCGCUGCUCGUGCCAGACACGACGACACGGACGUCAGCAGUUGCGUCAGUUGCAGCAGGACCGGCAGGCAACAGCACAAGAAGCCGAACUGCUGACGAGACCACCGCCGAACUAUCGCUGUCGGACGGAGCCAGACUCGGCCGACGCGUCGCAGACGCAGACGCAAGUUCUCCGCAAUCGCAUGUUGACUGACCUGCCUUGUUGCCAGGACUUUAGCCGAGCCCGAGACGCUUUUCUCGAGGGACUCUUCUCCACAAAACCAACGGAUUCUUGUGCCCACCCGAAUCCAGACCGAGUCGGAGACCGGUCCUUUGAGCAGUAA